AUGAGUAUUCUCAGCUGGAACUGCCGAGGGCUUGGGAACCCUCAGACAGUUCGAGUCCUCCAUCAAUUGGUGAAGGAAAAGAACCCAUCUUUUGUCUUUCUUAUGGAAACCUUUUGUUCUAAAAGUUAUAUGGAGAAGAUUAGAUGUAGAUUGGGCUUCGAAUCCCUGUUUGUGGUUGAUCCAGUUGGGAGAAGUGGGGGUCUGGCUUUGUUCUGGAGAAAUUCUACAGGGCUGAAAAUUUACAAUUACUCCCGGUACCAUAUCCAGGCGAUUGUGAAGAAUAACGAAGGCAGAGAUUUUUGGAAACUAAUGGGUUUUUAUGGGCACCCUAAUCGGGCCAGAAGGGGGGAAUCAUGGCUUUUACUCAAACUUUUGAAGUCUGGACCUUGUCUGCCGUGGUGUUGUUUUGGGGAUUUUAACGAAAUUUUGGAGCAAUCAGAGAAAGAUGGUAUGGGUCCCAGACGUGAUUCGCAGAUGGCAGGUUUUAGGAAUACAUUGGAGGAAUGUGGUUUGAGUGAUUUGGGGUUCAAGGGCGCUAGAUUUACGUGGAGAAACCACCACUCUGAUCACUCUUUUGUUCAAGAAAGAUUGGACAGAGCGUUGGGGGAUGAGGAAUGGUGCCAGCUCUUCCCUAAUGUUUCAGUCUCUGUUUUGGAGGCUUUGUGUUCCGACCAUAAUCCUAUCCUGAUCUGUCUUAAGAAGCACCAAGAGCAUAGCAAGUUUUUUGAUAGAGGUUUCAAAUUGGAAGCAGCGUGGACUCGGGAUGCCGACUACCAGGGUUUGGUUCAAUCUGUUUGGGAACAGAAUAAUCUAGAAGGAGAUUCCAUCUCAGGGGUCCAAGCAAAACUAGCUUCGUGCCAAAAGGAACUGGGUCGGUGGAGUAGAAGUAAAUUUGGGAAGUCAUAUGAUUUACUGAGAAGAAAGAAGGAUCAACUUAGGGCUAUUCAGGGUCGGGCUAACGGAAAUUCUGUUCAAGAAAUUAAGGCUUUGCAAAUGGAAAUUAAUGAAAUUCUUGAGCGGGAAGAUUUGAGGUGCAAACAAAGAACGAAGCAGCACUGGUACCGGUUUGGAGAUAGGAACACUAAAUUCUUCCACUCAUGGGCCAACCAAAGAAGAAAAAUAAAUACCAUCCGCAGCAUUUCUGAUACUGAAGGGCGAGUCUGGAGGAGGAAAGAAGAGGUUAGUAGAACUUUCAUUGAGUUUUAUACACAGCUGUUUAAUUCCCAAACCCCUUCGGGUAUUGUUGAUUGCCUUAGUGUUACUGAUAGUAGGGUUUCUGAUGAUAUGAACCAUAAACUCCUUAGACCCUUCACAGGGGAUGAGGUUCGGUGUGCCCUAUUCCAAAUGCAUCCUUUUAAAUCUCCUGGUCCCGAUGGCUUUUCUGCUAGGUUUUUCCAGCAGUCCUGGGGAGUGGUGGGCUCAGACGUUACUAGGGUUGUGCUUAAUGUUCUCAAUGGGGGUCUUAUAGAAGGGGGGAUCAAUUCUACCUAUAUCUGCCCUGUCCCUAAGAUUAAUUCGCCCUCAAAGGUUUCUGAUUUCAGACCGAUCAGUCUUUGUGAUGUAAUUUAUAAAAUAAUCUCAAAGGUGCUCGCUAACCGUCUUAAACAAGUGCUUCCUUUUAUUAUCUCCUCAGAACAAAGUGCCUUCAUUCCUGGUAGGCUUAUUACUGACAACAUUUUGAUUGCCUUUGAAGCUUUCCACACCAUGGAUACCAGGCUAAAGGGGAAGGAAGGGUUUAUGGCAUUGAAGCUUGAUAUGAGUAAGGCCUAUGAUAGGCUUGAGUGGGAUUUUGUGGAAGGGGUGUUUCGGAAAUUGGGCUUUGGGGAUAGAUAUGAGGAGGCUUCGGGGCAGCAGAUCAACCUGGAAAAAACUGCUGUUUUCUUUAGUGGGAAUACCAAGGUAGCUGUCCGGGAUUCUAUUAUUCAGGGCACGGGCUAUAGUUGUACUUCACAAUACGAAAGAUACCUUGGCCUUCCAGCUCUUAUAGGCAGAUCGAGGAUAGCCACCUUUAAUGUCAUCAAGGAUAGGAUUUGGAAACGUAUGAACGGAUGGAAAGAGAAAUUUUUGUCUCAUGCGGGUAAAGAGAUUUUGAUUAAGUCUGUUAUUCAGGCUAUGCCUACGUACACUAUGAGUGUUUUUAGACUCCCCAAAACCCUUUGUCGAGAUAUUAAUUCUAUGUUGGGCAGAUUUUGGUGGGGUAACAAGGAGAACGGAUCAAAAAUGGCUUGGAUGGCAUGGAGUGGUUUAGGGAGAAAAAAGCUGGAUGGAGGCUUAGGCUAUAGGGAUCUGGUUAACUUUAAUACUGCCCUAUUAGCUAAGCAGGGAUGGAGAUUCAUUAAACACCCGGAAACUUUGGUUAGUACAAUUUUUCGUGAGAAGUAUUUUCCCUCAAGGGAUUUUCUGGGAUCAUCUUUGGGAUCUCGCCCUUCUUAUGUGUGGAGGAGUAUUUGUGGAGCAAAAUCGGUUCUUAGUGAGGGCCUCAUGUGGAGAGUCGGAGAUGGAUUGAGUAUUAAGAUUUUUGAAGACAAAUGGAUCCCCUCUACUCAAACUCACAAGAUCCAAGCACACUUGCAGAGCUUAAAUCCGGAAGCAAGGGUUUGUGAAUUGAUAGACUCCGAGUUAAAUUGGUGGAAUAUUCCUCUGUUAGAACACAUAUUCCCGGUAGAGGUGGUGGAGCAAAUCUGUAACAUUCCUAUUAGCCCCAGAUACAUGAGGGAUAGGCUGGUGUGGGCAGGAACUAACAAUGGUCACUUUUCGGUUCGAAGUGCUUAUAAUCUCGAAACGGAAAGGUUGGCUAGGAAUCAGGGCUGUACUUCUUCUUUUUCUUCUUCCAGAGACCUUUGGAAGCUUCUCUGGCAGCUGAAGAUCCCCAGAUCGGUGCAGUUAUUUCUUUGGCGUCUUUGUAAUGACAUUCUCCCUACCAAAGAAAAACUAUGGAAGAGACGGAUUGUAGAGAAUCCACUUUGCCCGUUCUGUGGUAUAGAAGUUGAAUCUAGCAUCCAUGCUGUGUGGCUUUGUGAUGCUGCCAAAAUUGUUUGGUCAGAAUGUUCUCCCCGGAUUCACAAAUGUGUCUCGGAUGUUUCAGACUUCCUUACUCUUUUUGGCAUCCUGGAAGGUAGGUUGGAGAGGGAGGAGAUAGAGUUUUUUGCCAUGGUUGCCCAAAGGAUAUGGUUUCGUCGAAAUAGGUUUGUCUUUGAUGGUAUACUAACUCACCCCAGCAUUUUACUCAAAAGUACAAAGGAGUCCAUUGAGGAGUUCAGGAAGGCUCUUGAUUCCAUAGAUCAGAAGUGGAUGGGUGUGGGUAUUGUUUCUCGUGAUUCUAAUGGACAGGUGAUUGCGUCUAAGUGCUCUUACCACCGAUAUGUUUCGAACUCCCUGGUGGCUGAGGCUUUUGGAGCCAAAUUGUGUGUUGAAUUCGGGAUUUUACUGGGUAUGAAGUCAGUGGUUUUAGAGGGAGAUGCUGUGGGGGUUGUCAAUGCCCUGAACCGAAAUGUUGCUAAUGAAGGUAUUGUCUCUAACCUGAUAGCUGAGACUUGUUUACAGCUGGAAAAUUUUGAUCGGUGGACUAUCAAGCAUGUUCGACGUGAAGGAAACAAGAUUGCCCAUUCCUUAGCUAAGCUGGCGAUUUCCCAGUUGCAGAACCGAGUUUGGCUUGGUUUUUAUCCUUCUGUACUGUCGGAUCUAGUGAUCUCUGAGAUGUACUCUUGA
Alnus glutinosa is the source of this 3708-nucleotide messenger RNA. RefSeq lists its product as uncharacterized. Lineage: Eukaryota; Viridiplantae; Streptophyta; Magnoliopsida; Fagales; Betulaceae. The record is from RefSeq and is a predicted model, not a curated record. The transcript has 3 exons. Bases 1 to 3708 code for a protein of 1235 amino acids. Gene Ontology annotation, molecular function: nucleic acid binding; RNA-DNA hybrid ribonuclease activity.